GUCUCACUGCUGAGGAGCUGAGGAAAAUUCUUCAAGCAUUUGGAUACAGCAACAAACACGCCAUCUCGCCAGCGGCUUGGGCUCUCUUCACCUCCGCGGCAAAAUGUGCUAUCUACGCGAGAAAUGACGGACUGCUGAACUUCCAGCAAACCAGUCUACGCGAAGCGGUCGACGUUCUCCUUCUUAAUAGUCUGACGUCACCGUCGCGUGCCAGACACGUGACCACGUUUGAAAACCCAUGGGAGCUUCAGAAAUUUCAAUUUCAUUCCGUGCUUACCAGAGGUUUCUCCCAGUUCCCUUGCGACGCGCGGCUGGUCAACGAGUUGCCGUGGCAACUUAAAGCAGCUGCUGACGUCAGCGGUUUGAAAGCGACCCUAGCGAGGCCGGAAGUGUUCGUGAAAAUGUGGUCGAAUAUAAAGGAUCUGAGAUUCGUUGUUGAUUUUUUGAACUACUGGAAAUUUUUAACUCGAGAAGAAUGUGAUGUAGUUGAAACAUACUCUGGCAUGCUGGAUGAGAUCGCGAGGUCUUUAGAAGAGACUGAGGACAAGACUAGUACCCAGGACACCUCGGAAACCGGAGAUCUGGCGCACGCUGAGAAUCAUGGUAUAGCAGACAGAAUAUUGCGCAAGAGACCUGGAUCAAAAUAUGCCCCAAUUGAAGUCGCUUACGUCGCCUAUUUAAUAGGAAUCUAUUUCCUGGGUCUGCAAGAGUUCGAGUCAGCAGAGACGACGUUGCAACGUGCAUUAAAGGUGUCACGUGAUGUGACGUCAAUCGAUGACGUCGACUUCCUGUGUCAAGUUCAUAAGUCCCUCGGGGAUUUGUAUUUUGACUGGAGAAAGCUGGAUAAAGCUGUUGGUUAUUAUGAGGGUGUAUUGAAGACAGCGGUUGAAGUCUCGAGAUAUGUUAAUAUGGAUGAGGUGGGUUUUAUUAUUUAUUAUUAUUAUUAAAAUUAUUAUUAAAAAUUCUUUAUAGACGGUAGCUUAUCAACCUAUAUCUAUUGAAAAGAUAUGUAGUUUCUAAUAAAUUUUCAAAUAAUGAAAAUGGUUGAUUUUCACAAGGCCGUGUAGAAAUAAAGAAUAAACAGAAGAACAACAAUGGGUGUCUCCAGCUAUAGACUAAAUUUUGAUCAAGGCAAGAAGAACGAAAUCCAACACGACAGCUAGAAAGAGCGUCUUAGAAUGAGUAAAACUGCAAAGAUUGGUUGCUAGAUGUUGUAAAACGAAGAAAAUAUAGCCCUGUGAAGUUCGCAAAUUUGUAUAUAUUUGUAUUACGCGCAGUAAAAAUAACCACUUUCGCCCCAAAAUUGGAUGGACCUCUAGGGAGAACAGUUUAGAAUUGAUAGAGCUAUGCAGUAUAAAUAAAGUUAGUUUAGUUUAGGUUUCCUCCUGUAGUAACACCAGAUCAAUAAGAGAUGAUCCUUACUGGACUAGACCUCUAGGGAAAACAGUUUAGAACUGAUAGAGCUAUCCAGUAUUAAUAAAGUUUUGCUGGUCUUAUAUAAGUUAAUUCCAACGUGUAUCUGUUUUUCUUUAGGUGAUGUUAGUGGCAAUCCAAGCGCAUGCCAGACACCGCCUGGCGAGCAUUUCAAUACGUACGACCCUUAAUUCUCGUGGAUUUUCAAACUUCUUCACACGUAAUGAUAAGAGUUCUGGCAAAAAGAAAGACAACUCGCUGGCUUUAGUCCCUCAAACAGGAGACCAGCUGAAUGAGGCCUCUAGAUUGAUGGAAAUUGCUAAAUUUGAAGAAGGUAGUGAUACGUAAACCUAAACUAAGCUAACUUUAUUUAUACUGGAUAGCUCUAUCAGUUCUAAACUGUUCUCCCUAGAGGUCCAGUAAGGAUUAUCUCUUAUUGAUACAGUGUUACUACAGGAGGAAAUAUAAACUAAAUUAACUUUAUUUAUACUGGAUAACUCUAUCAGUUCUAAACUGUUCUCCCUAGAGGUCCAGUAAGGAUUAUCUCUUAUUGAUCCAGUGUUACUACAGGAGGAAAUAUAAACUAAAUUAACUUUAUUUAUACUGGAUAGCUCUAUCAGUUCUAAACUGUUCUCCCUAGAGGUCCAGUAAGGAUCCUCUCUUAUCGAUCCAGUGUUACUACAGGAGGAAAUCUAAACUAAAUUAAUUUUAGUUACACUGGAUAGCUCUAUCAGUUCUAAACUGUUCUCCCUAGAGGUCCAGUAAGGACCAUCUCUUAUUGAUCCAGUGUUACUACAGGAGGAAACUUAAACUAAACUAACUUUAUUUAUACUGGAUAGCUCUAUCAGUUCUAAACUGUGUAUUUAUCCAGUAUCACUACAGGAGGAAACUUAUUGAUUCAGUGUUACUACAAGAGGAAACCUAACUUUACAAUUAGGUGCUUGACAAGCACCGGGCAAGAUUUUAUUUUAUUUUCUGUCUACACAGGAAAAGGACCAUUGUGCCAUACAAUGGCUUUACUGGCUGUCUGCGAGAAACGUCUGGAUGAUGCAGAACUACUUCUAAACAGAGCCGUUGACGAGAUGGAAAGAUGGCAUGGGCCAUCACACCCUGCUGUCGCAACAAUCCUGCAAGAUUUGGCUAGGUACCAGUCCUAUUGCGACCAAGAAGAGCACGACAUUACAAGGACUGAAAAGCUGUAUCGUCGAGUAUUGAAUAUCCGUGAAAGGAAGUUGGGAAAGUCACAUUUGGAUGUAGCUGAAACUUUGCUGGAAUUAGGUACGUCCAGUGUAUAUUAGAGCUUAUAUAAGCUUAGGGCCUCUAGGAAGAACAGUUUAGGACUGAUUGAGCUAUCGAGUAUAAAUAAAGUUAGUUUAGUGUUGGUUUACCGCUGUAGUAACACUGGAUCAAUAAGAGAUGAUCCUUACUGGACCACUAGGGAGAACAGUUUAGAACUGAUAUGUAUCCAGUGUAAAUGAAGUUAGAUUAGUUUAGAUUUCCACUUGUAGUAACACUGGAUCAAUAAGAAAUGACUCUAAAUGGACCUCUAUGGAAUAAAUAAAGAUACAGUUUAGAUAUUAAUACUUGCUAGGUAAAUAAAACGUUUCUAUUUUCUAUCUUAUUUUGCAUCAUCUCUAUUUUAGGUUGUAUUUUACAGAAGAAAGGAACAAGAGACAGCUUGCAGGAAUGUCGUAAUUUACUACAACGGUCAGUUGACAUCAGAGCAGAGAAAUUGGGAAUGUAUCACGAAUGCUCUAUCGAGGUAAGAAAAAUUCUCGUACAAUUAGCGUAG
Molecule: messenger RNA, 3205 nt
Organism: Paramuricea clavata
Lineage: Eukaryota; Metazoa; Cnidaria; Anthozoa; Malacalcyonacea; Plexauridae
Source: the annotation of a GenBank genome assembly